This is a messenger RNA of Nothoprocta perdicaria, 2842 nucleotides long. It is a transcript of the gene LVRN, whose product is annotated as laeverin. Gene Ontology annotation, molecular function: zinc ion binding; metalloaminopeptidase activity; peptide binding. Lineage: Eukaryota; Metazoa; Chordata; Aves; Tinamiformes; Tinamidae. The transcript is spliced from 22 exons. The record is from RefSeq and is a predicted model, not a curated record. The coding region runs from base 1 to 2634 and encodes 877 amino acids. Gene Ontology annotation, biological process: peptide catabolic process; proteolysis. Gene Ontology annotation, cellular component: cytoplasm.
AUGGCGCUUGCUCUGGGACAGCAGCACUGUUCAAAGGCAGCGCUCAGCACGGUACUGGGGAGGGUGGGUCUGAACGUCCCGACAAAACCCAAGCCCUUUCCUGCUGCAGCUGCGAGAGAGCGCCCGGGCCUCGCGGCUCCGGCGGCAGCGGGACACAACGGCUAUGGCCAGACACAACCAGGAGCAGCUGCCGCUGCUCCCACCAACACCACCAGACACAAGGGGAGGAAAACGGCCCAGCUCCACUGGCCAAACCCAUGCCUGCAGCUCGCCUUCCAGGGCCGCCUGCACGAGCGCCUGCACGGGCUCUUCCUCACGCGCUACACGGACCAGGGCCGCAGCAGAAUGCUGAUUGCAUCCCAAAUGGAACCAACAUAUGCCAGGACAGUUUAUCCAUGCUUUGAUGAACCAGCCAUGAAGGCAACAUUCGAUAUCAGAAUCAUCCAUGACCCAAGCUAUGUAGCUCUUUCCAACAUGCCUGCUAUUGAUGUUUCUGAAAUGAAGGAUGAAAAUGGAAGUGUGUGGGCCAUUACCACAUUUAAUACUUCGCUGAAAAUGUCAACUUACAUAACUGCUUUUGUGAUUUGUGAUUUUGAUUAUGUCACCAGAACAGAACGAGGAAAGGAGAUACGUAUUUGGGCUCGUAAAGAAGCAGUUAAAAAUGGGUAUGUUGACUAUGCUUUAAACAUCACAGGCCCAAUAUUUUCAUUCCUGGAAGACUUGCUUAACAUCAGCUAUCCUUUGCCAAAGACAGAUCUGGUUGCACUACCUGAAUUUGAAGCAGGUGCUAUGGAAAACUGGGGACUAAUGACUUUCCAAGAGUCAUCCUUGAUGUACCUCCCGAGAGAUAAAUUCACAGGCAGAAAGGCUGUGAUUGCCAUAACUACAUCACAUGAGAUAGGACACCAGUGGUUUGGAAAUCUGGUUACUAUGAGCUGGUGGAAUGAUCUGUGGCUGAAUGAGGGAUUGGCGUCUUACUUUGAAUACCUGGGAGCUGCCUUUGUUGAACCAAAGCUUUCACUGGAUAAAGUAUUUCACGAUCAUGUUAUACAACCCAUUUUAAGCGAGGACAAUGAGAUAGGAGUUCGAUCCCUGUCGGCAAGUGAAGACAAGAUUAAAGGAUCAUCUUUCUUAAUUUCUUUGUUUGACACCAUCACGUAUAACAAGGGGGCUUCCAUUACCUGGAUGCUUUCUAAUUUUCUGACCGAGAAGCUGUUUAUCAGAGCACUCACUUCUUACCUGAAAACAUUUUCCUUUUCAAAUGCUAACCAAGAUGAUCUGUGGACCCACAUACAACUGGUUGUAGAUGGACAGGAUGAAGUUCAGUUGCCAGCAUCUGUAAAAAAAAUAAUGGAUUCCUGGACAUGCCAAAAUGGGUUUCCAGUUUUAACAUUAAAUCUAUCCACUGGCACAAUCAGUCAGGAGCAAUUUCUUAAUAAAAGGAAUGACAACAAUACUGCUACAUACAAUAAAACAUGGAUUGUUCCUAUUUCUUGGAUGAGAAAUGGAUCAUCACAACCCUUGUUGUGGCUUGAUGAAAGCAGCAAAAUGUUUCCUGAAGUGCAAGUAUCAGAAUCAGAGUAUGAUUGGAUCCUGCUCAAUGUAAAUUUAUCUGGAUACUAUCGAGUUAAUUAUGAUGAAUUAAACUUAAAAAGAUUAGCACGUGUGCUUGAAAAUGAUCCAAAGGCUAUUCCCGCUGUUAACAGGCUGCAGCUGAUAGAUGAUGUUUUUGCAUUGACACAGUUUGGAUAUAUUCAGAUUGAAUCAGCGCUUGAACUAACAAAGUACCUUGCUAAAGAAGAUGAAAUCUUUAUAUGGAAUAUGGUAUUAUUAAAUCUAAUACCAGACACUUGGGAAAGUACUCUGAAAAACUAUGAAGUAUAUCCACUUCUAAAGAAAUACCUUUUAAAGAGAAUGUUGCCAAUAUACCAUUAUUAUGCAGGUUUAAUUCGUCAAAAUGUUGAUGCUUUGGAAAAUGACUAUUUUGCUCAAGUGUAUUUGGAAAAACUCUUUGCAACAGCAUGUUGGCUGGGUCUGCAGGACUGCUUGGAUCUUUCAUCUGAACUGUAUGCGAAGUGGAUGAACAGCCCUGAGUACAAUAUUCCCUCUUUAAUUAGAAGAACGAUUUGUUGCUAUGGUAUUGCAAUGGGAAGUGAUAAAGAAUGGAAUUUUGCAUGGGAUGUUUAUAAUCAAACCAACUCCACAAAGGAAGAUAAAGACAUCCUAAUGUUUGCCAUGAGCUGUGCCAGAGAAUCGUGGUUACUUUACAGAUACUUGCAGUAUGGACUCAGUGAUACAUUACCUUCUUCCAACUGUACUUCAGAAGUCAUCUUAUAUGUGAUGGUUAAGGAUAUUGGGCAACGCAUAGCCUGGGAAUUUGUUACACAAAAUUGGCCACUUCUAAGUGAAAGGUGUGGGGAGGAACUAUUACAUGAUAUAUUAAAAGUAAUGGCAAGAUACGUCAAUACAGAUGUACAAAUCCGAGAGUUGCAAAUUUUUUAUAAUAUGACACUGGAGGAGAAUGAGAGGGAGGACACCACUGCGCUACUGGAGUCUGCAAAAUUUGAAAAUACAGAAAGGAGAGAACUUCUGAUGGAAGUUGCUGACUGGUUGCAGAAAAAUAUCAAUGACUGAUUUGAGGAAAUGAUUUCCAGUAUAUUUUAGUGCAAUUCACUAGGAUUUUGAUGUUCAUUUAAAGAUUUAAUUACAGCUAAAGCACACUUUUAUGAGUUCUGCUAUUGUCAUCCCAGUUGGAAAGCUUGGCUAAACCAAUUCACAAUGAAAAGAUUCAUCAAGAAAAAUAAGGGGAUAUAUUUGCAUAUUGUAUCUAAUUACAAGAUUA